GGUCGAUUGGCAGUUUCAAGCUGGCCAUCGCUGCUGGAAUGCCUUCUUCAGUGAGCGCACCGGGCGUGUUUGCCAUCUUUUCGGCCAAGGUUGUGGCGAUCGGAAGUGCGAUUUCCGUGUCAACGCUGGCGGUUGGAGCCGACGGUGUCAUGCAAGAUACCGACGGCAACACGUUCAACGAUACUGCCGUGUUUGACUUUGGCGCGCUGAGCACCUUGGCAUUCCAGCCAUUGGAGGAUCGCGAGAUUAUUGUGCAAGUGCAGGCCAGCGUUCCAUCUGCGGCUACCGUUGGCAAUGUUGCGGGUAGCACGAUCGAGUCGCAGGCCACAGCGUUCUUUGGCCCGGACAGUUCGUCGCUGGUCAGCAUCAACUCGACCCUGCUUAGUCAUACCGUGGCGGAGCCGAACUUGCAAGUGACGUCGAUCAUUAGCCCCGAGGUGGCGUAUCCAGGCGAUGACCUUACCUUCACGGCGCUUGUCGCGCACACGGCAAUGUCCAGCACGACCGCCUUUGCGCUUGAACUGCUCGACCUUGUGCCGGUUGGCGGCAAUCUGACGCUCUACCCGGACUCGAUCGUGGUGACGACUUCUGCGUCAGUGCCAGUCCCUGCCACAGUUUCGCUGUCUGCUGACAACUCGACGUUCUCAGUCAUGUUGUCCGAGUUGCCCCUGUACGAGGCUGCCGGUUUGUCGACCAAGUCCACGUUCAACGUGACGUUUGUUGCCAAGCUUGUGCUGCCAGACGCUACGAUCAACUGGGUGCCUGCCGUCAACUAUAGCAGCUCGCCUCUGGACUUUAGUUCGCCGUCGAUCUUUGCCGGCCGCAACUACACUGCUUGGGAUGUCGCGUCGGCAUCGGACAACACGCCAAAGCUGAUUGGAUUCAACGCCUCGUUGCCCCUCAUCAGCUCUGCGUCUCCUGCCGUGUCUGGAUUUGUUGCCAACGCUGCGAGCCCCAUCGUGGCGGUUGGAGAUCAGGUCACGUUCAACCUGACUGCAAGUGUGCCGAGCGGGUCGAUUGGCAGUUUCAAGCUGGCCAUCGCUGCUGGAAUGCCUUCUUCAGUGAGCGCACCGGGCGUGUUUGCCAUCUUUUCGGCCAAGGUUGUGGCGAUCGGAAGUGCGAUUUCCGUGUCAACGCUGGCGGUUGGAGCCGACGGUGUCAUGCAAGAUACCGACGGCAACACGUUCAACGAUACUGCCGUGUUUGACUUUGGCGCGCUGAGCACCUUGGCAUUCCAGCCAUUGGAGGAUCGCGAGAUUAUUGUGCAAGUGCAGGCCAGCGUUCCAUCUGCGGCUACCGUUGGCAAUGUUGCGGGUAGCACGAUCGAGUCGCAGGCCACAGCGUUCUUUGGCCCGGACAGUUCGUCGCUGGUCAGCAUCAACUCGACCCUGCUUAGUCAUACCGUGGCGGAGCCGAACUUGCAAGUGACGUCGAUCAUUAGCCCCGAGGUGGCGUAUCCAGGCGAUGACCUUACCUUCACGGCGCUUGUCGCGCACACGGCAAUGUCCAGCACGACCGCCUUUGCGCUUGAACUGCUCGACCUUGUGCCGGUUGGCGGCAAUCUGACGCUCUACCCGGACUCGAUCGUGGUGACGACUUCUGCGUCAGUGCCAGUCCCUGCCACAGUUUCGCUGUCUGCUGACAACUCGACGUUCUCAGUCAUGUUGUCCGAGUUGCCCCUGUACGAGGCUGCCGGUUUGUCGACCAAGUCCACGUUCAACGUGACGUUUGUUGCCAAGCUUGUGCUGCCAGACGCUACGAUCAACUGGGUGCCUGCCGUCAACUAUAGCAGCUCGCCUCUGGACUUUAGUUCGCCGUCGAUCUUUGCCGGCCGCAACUACACUGCUUGGGAUGUCGCGUCGGUUGAUGCCGCAGCGCCACCCUCUUCAAUCGCCUCCACCCAACUUUCUUCUGCCGCAUCGGUUGCUUCUGCUGCUUCUGCCGCGUCCACGAAAGUUGCAUCGACUGCUUCGGUUGCUUCUGCUGCUUCAGUCGCGUCAACCAUUUCAGGUACGGUUGCUUCAGCUGCUUCAGUCGCGUCAACCAUCUCUGCUUCAGUUGCUUCCGCUGCUUCUGCCGCGUCCACGAAAGCUGCGUCAACUGCUUCGGUUGCUUCAGCUGCUUCAUCCGCGUCAACCAUUUCAGCUUCGGUUGCUUCAGCUGCUUCAGUCGCGUCAACCAUCUCUGCUUCAGUUGCUUCCGCUGCUUCUGCCGCGUCCACUAAAGUUGCAUCGACUGCUUCGGUUGCUUCUGCUGCUUCUGCCGCGUCCACGAAAGCUGCGUCAACUGCUUCGGUUGCUUCAGCUGCUUCAGCCGCGUCAACCAUCUCUGCUUCAGUUGCUUCCGCUGCUUCUGCCGCGUCCACGAAAGCUGCGUCGACUGCUUCGGUUGCUUCCGCUGCCUCAGCCGCAUCAACCAUUUCUGCAUCGGUCGCUUCUGCUGCAUCCGUCGCGUCGAAGCAAGCUGCUUCUGCUGCUUCGACUAUCGCAGCUUCCGCUGCAUCAACCAUCUCGGCAUCAGUCGCGUCGGCUGCUUCCAAACAAGCUGCUUCGGCCGCUUCGACUGUCGCAGCAUCAGUCGCGUCGGCCUCAUCAGCCGCGUCGAAGCAUGCAUCUUUGUCUGCCUCGGCUGCUUCGGUUGCCUCGACCAUCUCAACAUCUAUCGCGUCCACGCGAGCUGCUUCGGCCUCCUCCACGCCUGUUGCGUCGGCCACCAGUGUUCCAGGCCGAUCUGCGACCUUGAUUUCUGCCAUCCCCAACGUGGUCCCCUCUUCCAUUGACGGACAUGUCCUGCUUCCCGUCUCUUUCACCUACACUGGCUCCAAUCUCCUCGCUGACGGAUGCUGCACCAUUCUGGUGACUUAUGCCAACCGUGGUUUCCCCGACAUGCCGGCCUGGACUUCUGGUAGCAUUGAUGCAACCAACAACGAAUUCGAGAUUCACAAUCUUAUUGUCACCCCCGACGGAUCUGGCACCAGUGGUACCGUGACUGCUACUCUGUCUAUGACCGUUGACGAGAAGGCCAACAAUUUCACGUAUGUGGUGUCACUCGCCAGCUCGACCGGCGCAACCUUGCUCGUGUCUUCGGCUAUCUUCUACGCUGACGUCCCCGCGUAUACGCUGCUGCAGCCCGCCGAAUUCAACAUUCUGACCAUGACCAAAGCCAACGGCGUACAAAUUUUCGACGCUCAAGGUUUCCGCGAAUUGCGUCGCCGCGCCCUCGCUGCGACUGUGCUCACCACCUUGAACUACAUGUCUCAAGUCCUGUCUGCCAACGGCGACGUUGUCAUUGGUACUACUACCACCUACGACUCGCGAACGGCCUUUGACCACCGCUUUGGCGGCGUCUUUGUCACUUUGACUGGCGCCAGCAUCUGCAGCCAGAGCGAGCUUGAUGCCGUGGUUGCUCUUCUCGACGCUCACUUGAACGCGUUUGCCCCGUACCCUGUCAAGUUGUACGUCAUUUCGGACUUCUUUGGAAGCACAUUCACCGCUGGCUCGCAAACCCUGCUGGUUGUUGCCCGUGAUGUCAACGGUGCUACCGCCAACGACUUCCUGCUCAGCGCUGACGUCGCCACCUACCUGAACAACGCCCUGACCGGCUCGACUGCUUCCGACCUUCUGACCCAUGGCAUCUCCGCUCUGACUGCCACCUCCGCCCAAGGCCGUGGUUUGAUCCUCACGAACGAGGGCUUCUUCUUGGCUGGCAACGGCGCCACUUUGACCGCUGUUCGCUCGGCCGGCCCCAAGCUCAACGAUGCCACUAUUGAUUCGUCCAGCUGCAACAUUGUUUGGCAAGCCAGCGUUUCGGGUAGCAACACUGACAACAUUAACGGAGUCGCGACCACCUUCCGUCAAACCUGCACCAACCGUCAGCUGAUCUACCGAUCACUGUCAAGCGCAUUUAUGCUCGUCACCAGCCCGGGCCUCCUUGAUACCCGCACCCUUGCCUUCAGUCUGGUUGGCCCCGUCGUGCUUGCUGACAGCGAGUACCACAUCGGCUCUGGUUUUGCCGAGAACGUCGAUAUGGAUGAAACCUGGUCUGCCGAGCGUUGCGCCGAGUACCAGCCCUGGGCUACCAUUGGUCUUCAGUCCGUGCGUGCUUGUUCAGAAGCUGCCGUCUCGCCCACCUACCGCAAGCUCGUUUUCGAUCUUGCUGGCGAGUUUGCCCUCAAGGAGCUCUACGUCACCCUGCCCCACUACCCGCUCCCGUAUCCCGUGGCCGAGUCGCUUGCUACUCAGCCCCGUCACAGUGAUGCCAGCUCGUCGCUCAAGUCCCGUCUUGAGCUGUGGGUUGCCUCCGCCUCUGGUGCUUGGGUCGAUGUCACUGACUCUAUCAGCGACGACUUUGCCGCUGCUUGCACUGGCCUGGGUAAGCGUGACCGACCAUGCAAGAUCACCUUUGAGGUGCUCAGCUAUCUGCGCGACUCCCAACUUGGCAACGCUGGCAUUCGCUACGUUUCCCUUGUCUUUGACGGCAUUGAGGAUUCCACUCGUCGUCUCCCCGCUGCUCUUCGCGUUUUUGAAAUCACCGAAGUUGUUGCCCUCGGCACCUGCCUCUGCAACGGCCACUCGGCAUCCUGCGACAUUGCUGAUGGCCGCUGCGAUGCUUGCGAACACAUGACCAGCGGUCACUAUUGCGGCGUCUGCAGCAACACUGCCUUCACCAACAAGCGCAACUCUCCCGACUUUGCCGUCAACUCGUGCUCUUACGACUCUGCCGCCAUGAUCGAUGGCGUUUUUGCUUGCGACGGUCCCCCGCUUGCCGAGAUUGACCCUUCCGAAAUCGAGUCGCUUUUCUACGAUCAUGGCACUUUUUCGGGCUUGAUUGUCCCUGGCGUGCCCGUUCGCGACCUUUCGCGGGCGGUCUUCCAAAAGUUCUUUGCAAACGGUGGCCCGUGCGACCCUUGCACCUGCUUUGGACACUCUAACGCUGAGGUGACGAACAAUUUCGCAAUCCGUGUCUGCGACGCCGAUUCUGGUGUGUGCGAUUGCGCGGCCAGCCACAAUGUGCACGGUGACCACUGCGAGACCUGUGACGCUACUUACUGCCGUGACAUUCCUGCCUGCUCCCCCGCUGCGUACGCUUACGAGCAGUGCCACAUCGCUGGCUGCUUUGCUCGCUGCGAUUGCAAUGGCCACUCCACUUUGCCCCAAGUUGGCGGCUUUGACCAAUGCGAAGGCGAUGGCUGCGGUUGCUCGUGCAACGCUGCUGAUGGUGUGACUGGCGCUCACUGCGAGAGCUGUCUUCCCAACUACUUUUCGAGCACUGGUAACGGUGUCGAUGGCGAGACAUGCGAGCCCUGCUUCUGCAACGGCCACAAGGGCUCCCCCGACACUUGCGACGUUACCGGCGGCAACUGCGACCAGGUUGGCGACCCCUGCCAAGACAACACCACUGGCCACAACUGCGAGCUCUGCCUCGAAGGUUUCUUCCGCCCCUUCCGUCCUGAUGGCACCAUCGAUCUGUCUGAUGGUUGCAUCGCAUGCGACUGCAACGGUCACGGCGUUGGUCCCGGUCUUUGCAACCCUGAUGGCGGUGUCUGCUCGUGCAAUCCCUCCUCCAACUCUGAAGGUGACCAGUGUCAGUCUUGCAUUGUUGGUUUCUGGAGUGCCACUGGUACCGCUGAAGACGGCGUGAGCUGCACGGCCUGCCAGUGCAACACCCACAAGGACUAUGUUGACAACGAGUGUAACGCGCUUGGCGGCGACUGCAUGACUGAUUUCGACGGCAACCCGCAACCUUGCGCUGACCAAACCAACGGCACUCACUGCGAGCACUGCAACCCCACAUUCUACCGCCCGUGCUUGACCCCGAUUGUCAGUGGCGUCUGCGGCGGUGUUGACCUGACCUACGGUUGCCAAGCUUGCAACUGCAACCACCAUGCUGCUAUCGUCGUUGGUGGUGGUGAGACUUGCAACGAAGUUGGUGGCAUUUGCGACUGCGCGCCGUCUUCCCACACCACCGGCAACCGUUGCGAGCGCUGCGAGGAAAACUACCAAAAUCCCUUCGGCACUGGUGUCUACGGCUCUUGCUUCCCUUGUAAUUGCUGGACUCACUCUGAAACUUGCAGUGCCAUCGGUACUUGCACCAACUGCCGCGACAACACCACCGGUGUCAGCUGCGGCGACUGCUUCACCAACUACAAGCGCAACACCAUCUACCCCGAUUACGACACUCCCGAGGGCAACAAGCGCAACCGCGAGCAAGGCUGCCAGGCUUGCAACUGCCACGGCCAUGCUUAUCCCAGCAGCACCACCACCGGCUUUGGCAUCUGCAACCCCAACACUGGUCUUUGCCGCAGCUGCGGCAACCACACUCUCAACGGUCCUCUUGGUGAGUGCGACACCUGCGUUCCCGGUUACUUCCGUCAGCUGACGAGCGCCGGCUUUGCUGCUGCCGAUGAUGUCUGCGGCGCUUGCAACUUUGUCAAUGGAAAGUGCUCUGAGGACACCCUUGAAGACAUUUGCCGCCCCUGCUCUGAGCAGUGCUUUGGCUCCAACACCAUGUGCGGUGCGAACACUGGUGUUUGCUCCCAAUGUGGCCUUUCGAACGCUGAGAGCCACCGUUGCGCGUCCUGCCAGAAUGGCUUCUUUGGCAACCCCUCCGAAGGCAUUCCCUGCACCCCUUGCAAGUGCUACCAUUCCGCGCCUAGCAAGUUUGACCUGCUGACCGAAACCGAGAUUGGCACCUUCCAGCAAUGUCUCUUUGACAACAGCAUUGGCGGCGUCAGUGGCGGCGCCCAGUCCUGCAUUCUCGACCACAGUGUCAACGCGAUCGACGCUGCUGCUGAUCCCCAGAGCGCCAUUCUGUGCAGCUGCCCCCGUUCCAUUCCCGGCGGCUUCUUCAACAUUAUUUCGUCGGGCGUCGUGUACGAGGGCCGCACUUGCGACUCGUGCAACCAGGAUGCCUACUUUGGCCAGCCCACGCAAUGCCUCACCCCUGGUGCUGGCGGCAGCGGUCUUGGCGACUGCUUGUCCUUCGACACUUGCAACGAGUGUAUUUGCAACGGCAACAUUGACGAAUCGAGCAUGAUGGACAACUGCGACUACUCUGCGGGCAACCCCAGCAACCUGAUCUGCAAGGCCUGCCUCGGUCAUUCGACCGGUCCCAACUGCGAGGUCUGCGAGGUUGGCUACUAUGGCGACCCGACUCGUCUUGACACUCCCGGCACCAUCGGCACUGGUUUUAUUCUCGACGGCUCUGGCGAGUCGCUCAAGUGCUUCCAGUGCGACUGCAAUGGCCACUCGAUUGCCCGUGUCGUCCCUGGCACGGAGGGUGACGUCCACAACGAUACCUGCACCACGGUUGCCCCUGGCUUUGUUGGCAAUUACACUUGCGACUGCGACUCUGCCAACGGCUACACUGGCCCGACCUGCCGCGAAUGUCUGCUUGGCUACGAGCAAAUCGCCCUCGGCGGCAACCUCUUCCGCUGCGAUCCUUGCGACAACUGCACCCGCGACGCCGCUGACAUCAUCUACGGUCUUAUCGACGAGUACGCGGCUCUGGACACUUUCGAGUCCGAGAUUGCCGCCUCGGUUGCUGCCGUCGCUGUUGCCAUCAACGACCUGAAGGCCAUCCUCGGCAUUGCCCGUCGCGACGCGUCCGCUGCCAACAUUGUCGCUGCUCUUCCUCUUGUUGGCUCUACUGCCGACUGUCUGACUUCCCAGCGUGAGCAGCUCUCUGCCCUUCUCGCCAACUUUGAAGCGUCUGCUGACAACAAGAUGGUCCGUGUUCGCAUCCAAUCGUUGCUCAAGCGCGUCGAAGACUCCAAGCUUGCCUCGUUCACCUCCCAGUCCGAGUCCUUCCAGCGCCUUGCCGCUGCUGCCGACCUGCUCUCGACUCUGAUUGCCAAGCUUCCUCAGCAACGCGAGCGCCUUGCCUCGCUCGAGUCUGCUCUUGCACAGGCUGAGGCCGCCUUCCUUCACGAGCAGGACUGGAUUGACACCAAUCUCGACGUCAUUUCGGCUGGCCUCGCCACCGCCGAUCGCAUGACGCAGAGUGCUGCUGGCCUCCGUGCCGCGGCUGCUGCUGCUUUCGACCGUUCCGUCGCUCCUCUUGCGCUUGUCUUGAGCCAGGCUGAGGCUGUUCUUCGUGACGACACUGCUGACGCGCUCCAGUCGGUGCUUGCUCAAGCUCUUGCUGACAUCCAAGGCCGCCUGACUCGUCUCGAGUCUGUCAUGUCGAACGUCCGCACCCGCACUGCCACUGCGAACGCCGCCUCGACCACCGAGCGUCUUGCCCAGCACCAGUCGACCAUCUCUGCUCUCGGUGCCCGCCUUGCUUUGAUUGAAGGCCAGGUUGGUCUUGAUGGUGCCAUCGAGCAGGCUCACGCUUCGCUCCUUCUCGUUCUCCAGGCUGCUGAUAUUGGCACUGGCGAGUUUGUCACCAUGGUUGACGCCACCGAGACUGAGCUUCGCAACAAGCUGGCAGCUCUUGACCCUACUCAGGCACCUCACGUGAGCGAGCUUAUUGCCGAGCUGGAGAGCAGCAUUGCUGCCCAUCGCGAUGCCGUCGCCGAGUCGUCCAAGCGCAUCCUCACCCAAGUCUCUGCUGAGGCCAGCAUUGCUGCCACCGCUGCCUCGGAAUCUCUGAUCUCGAGCGGCGCCAACGAGGUUGCCCGUGUUGUUGCCGUCCAGACCUUCCUCUCAAAGAUUAACACCAUCUCCAACGGUGCUGUCGCUCAGUUCACUGAGGCCUUUGCUGGUGAGCGCGUCCUUGCUAUCAUGCGCGAGCUUGUUUCCAGCCGCCGCCGUCGCACUGUUGAGCUGCUGACUCCUCUUGAGCGCGAGACCUUCGCCGCUUUCGGUGAAGCCUGGUCUGCCGCCAAGUACGAGACAAUGCAGUCGUGCGCCUCGGUCCUCGAUCAGUACACUGAACGCCUGCAGGCCUCGAUUGCUGCCUUCACCAAGUCGCUCACUCGUGUUCAGCUGAACACUACUCAGGUGGCUCUAGACAUGACUGAGCGCGAUUCGAUGAAGAACUGGCUGUCUGGCGUUGCCCAGGAGCUCAAGAUGGCGCGCACCGACUCUCUCGCUGCCCUCGAUCGUAAGAUCUCUGCCCGUGCUGGCCAGCUUGCCGCGUCGCUUGACGAGGUUGUUCUCGAGUUGAGCGUCUCGGUCGGCUCUGUUCGCAACCUUGCUGUUGCCGAGCUCAUGCAAGCCUCCUCCAAGGUCGCUGAUCUUCCUGCCAUCGUUGCUGCCACUGUCGCCGACCUCACCCAGCAGCUUGCCAACCUUGUUGGUGAGAUUGACCUCUCGGCCUCCCAGAUUCAGCAAAACGAGCAGCAAGAGCUCGAGCGCUUUGUCGGCCGAUUUGGCUCGGAUAUGGCCAUCAUCCGUACCAAGAUUUCUGCCAUCAACGAGCUUGUCAACAGUCUUGAGGACGCGCUCAACGAGCAAGCAGAUGCACUUGACGUCUCUGCCACCUCGGCUCGCGCCACUCUUCGCGAGACUGCCGCUCUCCAGGUCAACCUUCAGGCCUUUUUGACCAUCCCUGCCUCCGCCGAGCUUGUCAAGGAAGCUCCGGCUUCGCCGUCCGCAACUCUGGUUGAUCAGUUGCGCAACACUGCUCUUCCUCAAUGCCAGCUCUAAGUGGCAAUCACCAGCCUUGUCGACAGCUCCUUGUCGCAAAGGCUGACUUUGUGUGUUCGUGUUUACGUUCUUUUUUGUGUGUUUUGUUUCAUUUGACUGUUUUGCGCAGUUGUGAUCUGAUAAUGUUGCAUGUUGCAUGUUUGCUGUUUGUUUCCGAUGGAUUCGUCCACACGUCGUCGUGUUUGUUGCGCUCAUCUUUCUUUACCACGUCUACUUGACGUGUGAUACUCGUUGUUGUUUCUUUCUUGUGUUUGCUUGUUUUUCAUGGCUUGCUGCAUGAAAAUUUUGUGUUUGGAUUUUUGUUUGUUUGUUUGUCAUUAUUUUUGUUUGCUUGGUUGUCAUAAUGACAUUACAACUCUUUGUCGUGAAAA
Messenger RNA from Capsaspora owczarzaki ATCC 30864, 9964 nucleotides. RefSeq lists its product as hypothetical. NCBI's taxonomy places the organism in Eukaryota, Filasterea, Ministeriida, Capsasporidae. The record is from RefSeq and is a predicted model, not a curated record. Gene Ontology annotation, molecular function: protein binding. The transcript has a single exon. The coding region runs from base 39 to 9593 and encodes 3184 amino acids.